CCGACCUCACUAGUCACACCCAUGGCGACGCCGCUAUCCUACGAUGCUGCGUUGGGCAUUGGCUGUAUCGGUUAGUCAUGCCUAACACCUGCUCGACGGUAUGCUUGAGACCAUAGAAUAGUGUGCCAGACCGACACCCUAUGAUAUGAACCUCGGUGCCUAGUAACUGGGUAUGUCUGUCAUUGCUUGCGUAAUAUUCUGCUCGAUCCUGCUUAGCGAAGACCAGCUGCUAAUACGCUGUCCAACAUAUAUAGGACCCAGUGGCGAGCCUGCCACUAGGGCCACAUCGAUUGCUAUGAAAUGAGACCACCCAAGUGUUUUGUGUACUGUUACCGUUAUUAUAGGGUUAAUUAGGGUUCUAUUUUUCCUGUUAACCUCUAAAAAGGAGAAUUAGAAGACCUACUCUCUGUUUUUUCUUUAUUUAACCUCUAAAGAGGAGAGCCAGAAGACCCUACGAAUCACCGAUACGCCUGGAUGGUCGCCGUACCCGUAUCCGAUACGCACCGAUACUCCGAUACGUCCCGAUACGCGUAUCGGAUUAAUUCGAUUUAAAAAUAAAUUAUUUAAUUCGCGAUACGCGUCCGAUACUCGGCGAUACGUCCAUCCGAUACGUUGGGCUGUAAUAUCUCAUUUUGAAGCCCAGCUCAAGGUGAAGCCCAUCAAAAUAUCAACACCGGCCCAUCCAAAAACCUAGCUACUAAAACCCCCUCUCUACCUCACUCCGCACACCACAUCCACACACUAGCGCCGCCGCCGUCACUGGCUGCUCUGUGCUCUCUUCUGCGCUGCCGUGCUGCCGCUCGUCCGUCCCAGUCCCUUGCGCCGGCGGCUGGGAGCGAGCGGCCAAGCACCUCCGCCUAGAUCUGGAUCUACAGCCGGCGCAUAUCAUCAACGGGGAACAUGCUGUUCGGGGACGACCGGGACGAGGAAGGAUAGCUCCGCGAGAUCUUCGAUGUGCUGGGCUACCCGGACGAGAGGACGUGGCCGUGGUUCUCGUCCACGCCGUUCGCCAUCGAGUGGCUGCCGUUAGACUACAGAUAAUACGUUGCAAAGCAUGGCUAGUUCAAGUGCAAGUGGAAGUUCAACUUCUCCUUCUCCAUCACCUAAUCCCAGUGCCCCUGCUGGUAGUGCACAAGUUGAUCCCAAUCCUUCUGACGAGAGAUUGCGUAAAACUCCUCUGUGGAGGCAUGUUAAAUUACUUGAAAAGAAUGCUUCUUCGGGAGGAAAUGCAAAAUCUUUGAAUUUGGCAUUGAAAAAUAUUUGUGCUGCAAAGAAUGAUGAAGAUGAAAAUCCAGAACUUAAAUGGAUAAGUGAUAUUGCCGGGGAUGCUCUCCAAAUCAAGAAUUUUAUCAUGAAUCAUGGCAUGAGGCUGUCAAUGUUCAAUUCAUUUAGUAAGCUCAAGUUCCUAGCUAUUGCAGACACAAGAUUUGCAUCUGUCAUUGUUAUGUUGAAGAGGUUUCUUCUUCUCAAGGACUCGCUUAUACAGAUGGUAAUCAGUGAUAAGUGGAGAACAUAUAGAGAAGAUGAUCAGGAAAAGGCCAAUUUUGUGAGACAGAAGGUGCUUGAUGACUAUUGGUGGGAUCAAGUGAAAUACAUCAUUGAUUUCACUGAUCCCAUUUACUCAAUGCUAAGGGCAGCAGAUACUGAGAAGCCUUGUCUGCACUUAAUUUAUGAAAUGUGGGACAGCAUGUUAGAGAAAGUAAAAACUGUUAUUUACCGGAAAGAAAGGAAGGGGCCGCUGGAUGAAUCUGAGUUCUUCAAUGUUGUCAAUGACAUUUUACAAGAUCGUUGGCUCAAAAGCAACACCCCACUCCAUUGUUUGGCACACUCUCUUAACCCUAGGUACUAUAGUGAACAAUGGCUUUCAGAAAACCCAAACCGUGUAGCCCCACAUAUGGAUCCAGAAAUUUCAGAAGAAAGGAACAAUUGCCUUAGGAAGCUUUUUCCAGUUACAGAAGAGCUUAGGAGAGUUAAACAAUAGUUCGCUGAUUACUCACUGAAAAGAGGCAUCUUUAGUUUACCUGAUGUCCUGAUUCAAUUGAUGACAGAGCUCAUUUUGAUCCACUGCAAUGGUGGGGCAUCUAUGGGUCUAGGACCCAGAGUUGAAAGAAUUAGCUUUUAAGCUGCUUGGGCAGCCAGCUUCUUCUUCUUGCUGCGAGAGAAACUGGAACACAUACAGUUUUAUCCAUAACUUGAGAAGAAACAGGCUCACACCUGAACGUGCUGAGGAUUUAGUGUUUGUGCAUAACAACUUACGUCUUCUUUCAAGGUGUAGUGAUGAGUAUCUCACAGGGCCAACACAAAUGUGGGAUGUUGGGGGAGAUGGCUUUGAGACAUUUGAUGGUGUCGGUAUUCUUCAAGCUGCUAAUCUCACUUUGGAUGAGCCGGAGUUUGAGGUUAUGAUUGCAGAAGAUGAUUGAACUUUAGCAUGAAGAGAGCCUGCAUAAUCCUUUGAUUUGGCCUUGUGCCUUGUAUCUCUAUGUUAUGUAGUACACUAUGUGGUUGUGUUUGUCUGUUUGCCUCUCCAUCUUGAACUACUUGCUAUGACCUUGCCUAUUAUUUAUCUUGCGUCGUCAGGACUACUUGCUAUAUGUUUAUUGAAUAUUCUAUUAUGUUUAUUGAGAAAAAUAGAAAAAAUUAAUUUAUAUUUAUAUAUUUGACGUAUCGGCGUAUCGUGGUUUUUGGA
Molecule: messenger RNA, 2686 nt
Organism: Panicum virgatum (switchgrass)
Lineage: Eukaryota; Viridiplantae; Streptophyta; Magnoliopsida; Poales; Poaceae
Exons: 2
Coding region: 1055-1981 (308 amino acids)
Source: RefSeq, a predicted model, not a curated record